AUGUGGAAAUUGUUGGCAUUUGGCGGCUUUAUCGUUGUCGUUUUGUCGCAAACCGUUCCCGACAUCGAUGAUGACAAUAUUCUUGAUGGAGACACUUUCAAGCAUUUCAAGAAUUUCCAGAACAAAUGCAAAGUCCAGUGCAGUGCUGGUGAGGCUGGAUGCAAGCAACGCAAGCAAAACUUUGGCAAAAACAUGAAGAAAAUGGCGGCUUGGAACAAGACUUGCACAACGGAUGACGAUUGCCAUCACACCCUUGGUUGGACGUGUUUCACGGGACACUCGAAAGAGGAGCUUCAAAUGGCCUCUGUCGGUAAUUUUGAUUGGAGAACAACUGGAGCAGUGAAUCCGAUUAAAGAUCAAGAACAGUGCGGAGAUUGUUGGUCGUUUGCAUCGGUGGCCGCCAUUGAGAUUACGUCAAACUAUGUGAAUGGACGAAUCAACGCGAGUCGACGACAAUACUCAGAGCAAUGGUUGACAGACUGCUCGACGACAAACGGAUGCGAUGGUGGAUGGCCAUCGAAUGCUCUCGCCUAUGUGCAAACGCACGGAAUCCCCCGCGGAGCCGCCGACACUUAUAAAGGAAUUGUGACCAGUUGCCCGAAAAGUAUUGCCCUUGAGAAGCCAGUCAGCGCACAAAGCGAUCUCACCGGAAACCCAGUGACGAUUCAACAAUUCGUCUUGAGCAAGGGACCCGUUACAGCUGCUUUCAUGGUUUGCGAGGAUUUCAUGUACUACACCUCGGGCAUUUACAGCACGGAUUGCACCGAGACGAAUCCCAACUAUUUGGGUGGACAUGCUGUGACAAUCAUUGGAUACGGAACCUCGGCCACCGGCGUUGACUACUGGCUGGUGCGCAAUCAAUGGGGAACCGGCUGGGGAAUCGGCGGAUAUUUCCAGAUUCGCCGUGGAAAGGACACCUCAUCGAUCGAAGCCUGGGGAGUCACUGGGCUCACGUGCCCCAAGAUCGCC
Molecule: messenger RNA, 969 nt
Organism: Mesorhabditis belari
Lineage: Eukaryota; Metazoa; Nematoda; Chromadorea; Rhabditida; Rhabditidae
Source: the annotation of a GenBank genome assembly